Molecule: messenger RNA, 5945 nt
Organism: Labeo rohita (rohu)
Lineage: Eukaryota; Metazoa; Chordata; Actinopteri; Cypriniformes; Cyprinidae
Gene: kctd2
Product: potassium channel tetramerization domain containing 2
Exons: 6
Coding region: 256-1059 (267 amino acids)
Biological process (GO): proteasome-mediated ubiquitin-dependent protein catabolic process; protein homooligomerization
Cellular component (GO): Cul3-RING ubiquitin ligase complex; cytoplasm
Molecular function (GO): cullin family protein binding
Source: RefSeq, a predicted model, not a curated record
UAUGUUGAGUCUCACCCAUAAUAUUUGUAGCUUACAUGGGUCGUUUGUAUAAACAAAACGGAUCAGUGUAGCGUUUUUGGGGAACUGUAAGCUAUGUCGCCUCGCGUGCGCGUUCCUAACACACCGCAACGCUUUUGUCGUCGUUACCAGCGCGUGUAAACCCUGCCCGUUUAGCGUAACAGCGCCGUGCGGAGCGCUAAAUAAAGACAUUUAGUGUCUGAUCAAGACGGAACUGACUGUUUGUGCUGCGAAAAUAUGGCAGAGUUGCACGUUGAGCCUAACGCGACUGGCAUCAUCGAGCAGACCGAGCAUUGUGAAAUCAGAGGCUCAGUGAACGUGAGACUCCCGUCGCCUACCCUGGUGAUUCCGCCCCGGAGUGGCUUGUCCAGUCCAGGGGUCUCCGGCUCCAGAGCGGUGUUUGGGUUCCCUAUGAAGAGCAACCCCACUUCCCCAUCAACAGAAGCCACAGAGAAGCCAGGGUCUCGGUGGGUUCGGCUGAAUGUCGGGGGAACCUACUUUGUCACAACCAAACAGACCCUUUGCAGGGAUCCUAAAUCCUUUCUGUAUCGAUUAUGUCAGGAAGAUCCAGAUUUGGAUUCGGAUAAGGAUGAGACAGGAGCAUAUUUGAUUGACAGGGAUCCUACAUAUUUCGGACCCAUUCUGAACUACUUGAGGCAUGGGAAGUUGAUCAUCAACAAGAACCUUGCUGAGGAGGGUGUUCUAGAGGAAGCAGAGUUUUACAACAUUGCGUCACUUGUGAGGCUGGUGAAGGAAAGAAUACGAGACAAUGAAAACAGAACGUCUCAGGGUCCUGUGAAGCAUGUGUAUCGUGUAUUACAAUGUCAAGAAGAGGAGCUCACUCAGAUGGUUUCCACCAUGUCGGACGGAUGGAAGUUUGAACAGCUUAUAAGUAUCGGCUCCUCCUAUAACUAUGGCAACGAGGACCAAGCCGAAUUCCUGUGCGUCGUUUCCCGGGAGCUCAACAACUCUACUAACGGAAUUGUUAUCGAGCCCACCGAGAAGGCUAAGAUCCUUCAGGAGAGGGGUUCCAGGAUGUGAGGAACCUGGUGCCUGAGCCCACACAGAUCUCCCAUCCCUCACUUCCCUUCUCCAGCUCCUCCUCCACCAUACAGCUGACUCCAACUUCAUCAGCCCACCCCCUCACCUCACCCUCCCCUCCUCCCUUGUGCCUUUCCACUGUGGGGGUUUCAAUCCCCCUCCUCCCUGCAGUGCUGCAGCAUUAACCGAUCAGCACCACCACUAACUAUCACGGCUAUUAUUGACCAGUCAAAAACGCGUCCGAGGUCAAACCUCAGACCGUCACAUUUGAUGCAAGACUGCUCAGAGAGAGGAUUACAGGGAAGGAUACAUCAUUCAUCCUAAUGCUUAUUUAUGCAGACUUCAUCAUCAUCAUCCUCCUCCUCAUAUCCCGGUCAUUAUUAUCAUAAUCUUUACAGCUGCUGGCUUGAAAUGUUUUAAGGGGGUUUAGCUGCUGCAUCCACAUGACCAUAAUCUCCUCAGGACUUCCAAACGGCGUGCAAGAUCGACUAGCAACCACAUUAACUCACUGUAAAUCAUUAGCAGCCAAAUUUGCAUCAUUUCAGCAGUCAUUUCCCAAACCGAGAGCACAGCAGAUGGGAUGGCGCAACGGAUAAAACGAAGACAGCGUUUUCUGUCUUCAAAGCGGCAUGUUUUUUUCAUUUCUUUUUUUUUUUUGGUAUCUACCAAUUUACCCGUCUGGAAAGGACCAGAGGAGAAGGGAGAACUCAUACUGCCAAUUGUCCGAUCUGAUGCCCCAAAUCGCACACCCAUCGCUGUGACGAUGUCUCACAUUUCCAAAUUCGCUCCAGUUGACGUUUGUCAUCCUGGAUUUUAGUUUUUUGCCUUGUCGCUGUGGAUAUUUCAAAACAGGAAAUUAAAAAAGAAAUAUGUGGUUUUAGGGCAUGUGAGGAUGAUGUAUAUUCAAAACAUAUGUAUUAUGAAGAGGCCGAAUGCAAGUCAUGUAAUUGUUGAUAUCUGUACCAUAGUGGUCGUUUUUUGUGUUUAUCAAAAUGAGUCUCUCUAUUUGAUCGGGGAAGGUUUUGAAUCAACCCCUAAUGUUCUUUUUUUUUAAAAAAGCCUGGUCGCCGAGAUGUGAAACUGUUUGUGUUUUUUCUUUGUCGAUGACUGGAAAAAAAACAGGAGACUUCUUGUAUAGAGGCCUACAUUGUCCAGGUGGUUCAGGAGACUGUUGUUGGACAAAGUGCCCACAAGUUUUGAGUCAGGGCAAAACUGCAUAAGUGGCUCUUUGUUGCUUUUUUGACACUUUUCUGACAUUUUAAAAUUCUUCCCGUAACAUUUCGGCUGUAUAACGCAUUUUUGUUUAAAGUCUGAUCACGUCAGUGGAAUGUUUUUGAAUGUAAAGGGCUCCAUUUAUUAUGGAACGUUCUUGCCGUUUCUUUUUUAAUUUCAAAAACUAAUAUCAUUUCAGGUUAAUCAUUUUACGUUUGCUUCAUUUUAAAGGGUUAGUUCAAUAUGAAAAUAAUGAAAAUUCUAUCAUUAAUUACUCGCCCUCUUGUUGUUCCAAACCUGUAAGACCUCCGCUCAUCUUCAGAACACAAAUUAAGAUAUUUUUGUUGAAAUCCAGGAGCUCCUACCACGGCUGUUUUCCCAUGGAUUUGGGUUUUUUUAACUGCUGCGGGUUGUUUCAUUAACUUACAGUGUAAGUUAUGGGCUAGUUUUGAGUCGGCGGAUUUUGCUGUGGAAACCUGGCAGCCCUGUACCACGGUCAACCUUGUGUUGCGUGUUUUCAUGUGUGGUUUCAUUAGUGACGGAGAAAUAAGCGGUGUGUCAUUUUAAAGUUUUAUAUGUACAGUCUUCAUCUUCAGAACACAAAUUAAGAAAUUUUUUAUGAAAUCCAGGAGUUUUUGUGCCCCUCCAUAGACAACAAGGGUCCUACCACGGCAAUGUUGCCAAGUCUGCGUUUUUCCCACGGAAUUGGGCUUUUUUUUUUUUUUUUAACACUGUUGCUGUGGGUUGUUUUUCAUGUCUGCAGGUUGAAGCAACCCCGAUAAUAUAAUGUUUAUCCCCUGCAAUGGUAAUUUUACCAGGGGAACCCUGGCAAAAAGCGUGUUUUUUUUACGCGUUUUACCGUGGUACCUCCUUUGAAAUGCGAUUGGGCUACUUUUGAAUAGCAAUUGUGUGGUUUCACUAACUUACAGUGACUGAGAAAUGAGUGGUGUGUCAUCUUAAAGUUUUAUAUAUUAAAUCUCCACCGGAGCCGCUCCCAUCAGUUUUGUGUUCUGUGCGUGACUGAAAUGCUCCGCUUUCCACCCAAAUAUAAAAGCUACUGUCGGUCAAUGAAUUCGUGGGUCGAAUGGACUCUUGUCGUGCCAGAAAGUGAUUAGACUUUCAGUUUUAUGGUUGUCUUUGAUAUUACUUUGGCCACUGUUGCGAUGGUUACUGGUAAGGAACACUAGCUUGACUCCCAUUGCACGUUCAUACAUGCAUUCGUAUUCGAAACACUACCAGUGUUGCCAAAUUGGCUACUUUAACAAUGUUGCCGUGGGUUGCUUUUGAUGUCCGCGGGUUGAAUCGACCCCAAUAAAGGUCAUAUUUAGCCCUUGAAAUGCAAAUUUACUAUGGGAACCCCAACAAAAAUGUAUUUUUAAUGGGGGGGAACCCCCUCAAAACGCAAUUAGGCUAGUUUUGAGUAGCAAUUGUGCUGGUUUUGUUGCAAAAACCUGGCAACCCUGGACGCUACUGUAAAACGCUGUGUGAACGGGACAUUUUGAGACAUUUUGAUCAUUGUGGCCGAACAACGUUAUUCAACAGUUUUCCUCCGCGUCAUGGUUUUAUUAUAGUAAAAGUGUAGUAACCAUGUUUUUUGGCGUAUUGAUUACCGUUUGUAAAAUACAAUGGUUAAAUUAUGGUUAGAAUACAAAAACCAUGGUAAAUUUGUAGUUGCCAUGGUUAAAGUAUAGUAACCAUGGUUAAUUUUUGCAGGGGGUGUCCUGACCGUGGUAAGACUUGUUGUUUAUGGAGGGUCAGAAAGCUCUCGGAUUUCAUCAAAAAUAUCUUAAUUUGUGUUUUGAAGAUAAACAAAGGUCCUAUGGGUUUGAAACUACAUGAGGGAUAUUAAUUAAUAACAUGAUUUUCCCUUUAACAUUGAAGCUUUGUCUUUGAAACCAGUUGCCCUUGUUGUUUAACCCAAUCCUGCAGCAGAUAAACUUGAUCUCCUGUUUGAUCUCCUGUAUUUUUAAUAAUUACAUUGUGGUUUCUCUGAAUCUACUGUGACUUCAUCACAAACUGUCAGUAUUUGAAUGGUAUCCAGGCUGUAUUUUGGUUUCUUCAUAUCUAUUGAUGAAAUAUUGUUGAAUCUAGGGGUCUAAGGUGGCAUCAUGUGCGUGGACUUUAGGUGACGUUGUUAUGAUCUGCAGUGUUUUAAAGUAUUGUCUCUUUCGCUCUAAACACAUUUAAGGAUUUUUACCUCUUUAUCGCACUAAACUCAUGUCCUUUGGUUUAUCAUAUCAAGAAGGUAAAGUACUUGAGUUUGUGAGCUACUUUGUGGUUGUUGGCUUUGUGUUAAUGUUUUUCCCCCUCCUGGAGAGAGUUUAUUUGUUCAGCCCCAAUUAUUAGUCAUUGAAGCUUUCUCACAGGAACCUAUUGUUUGAAUAGGUUUCAGGUCUGGUUUCUAAGAAAAAUCCUGGGUUCAAAUCCGCCUCUCUCCGUCCCAGUUGUUUGUCUAGUGUUGUGCCUUUGACCUGUCGUGCCCUGCGUGUCUUCACUCCUAGAUUGCUCUUCUUUAAAUACAGAAAUGGUGUUUAUUUCAUGUUUGUUUUGACUAAAUCAGUUCUGUUCCUUGACUCAGAUACUGACUGUGCCCAUUUCCCUUCAGUUUGUUGUUGUUCUUGUUUCAGUGGUUCAUCUGUAUUUAGCCUUAUGCACUUUUUGUUUUGCACCUACCUACAUAAUAUGGAUUUUCUUUUAAGGCUUUGUUCUAUUUUUAGCGUCAAACCCCAUGUGAGGCAUAUGAAAAUGUCAUGAGCAGUCUCUAGUUUUAAAAUGGUUUAGGAGACUGAUAUCAGUGUCACAUUGACUGCUAAUGCUUUAAGCACUUGAGAUUGUGAGACUUCUGUUUGUCUCCUUUUCCUUAGUAUCUACCAUUUUUCUUUAGGUCUUGUAGCCCUUGUUGUUUAAGCUCAAACAAAAAGAUAUAUAGAUAAAGAUAUUUUCUUUGUGAAAAAAGAUAUGCUAUUCGAAAAAAAAAGGAGGUUGGCGUUUUGGAAUGCCAACUUGGAAGCAUGCAAUUUGUUGAGUUGAGUAUAUAAUGUUAUAUGCUGGGAUGUUGUCAUUGUGAAGGUGAAUUGGUGCAUGGACGGUUGACAGAUGGUAUUAAUAUUAACUGAAAGAAAAACCUGGCCCUGUUUUAACUGUUCUGUACAGAAAUUGAUAAAAUCAAACACAGUACUACUGGAAAAAAACUUGCUUGCUGAGGCUAAAUAUGCUUAUGCAACACCCCAUGUAUCUGAUAAAAAAUAUAGCUUUCAACCAAUGUUUUCGAGCUGGCCAAAAGUGCAGACCUCUGUCAUAACUUCCUCAGAUAAAAGUUAAAAACAAGGUCCAUGUUUAACAUAAGAGUUGUUUUUUGCCAUAAUAGUUAGUCAACACCUGCAUGCUUUAAUAUACAGUACACAUGCAUUUAACGUGCUAAAACCUGCUCUUUCAUCAGAUGUUUUGGGUGUAUUGCAUUGUCAACAGUAUUGAUGUAAAGUGUCAAAUAUGUCACUAGGUUAUGGAGAUUGUGGAGCUAAGUGUUCUGGAAAUGAAUAGUCUUGAUCAGACUGUCCUUUUCAUUUUUUUUAAUUUCAUUUUUAAAGUUUGUCUUCUGAUGCAGUUUCUUGCAAUGUACAGAUUGCAAAAUGAUAAUGUAUGAUUUUUAUCAUAAAAUGUGUUUGUGUUUCAGA